AAAAAAGGAUCCCCUGCCUUUUCCCUCCUUCAAAUCUUUCUCUCUCUCGUCUCGUCUCGAAAUGAAACCCAGAGAAAGAACCCUACUUUUGGUUUUAUUUCUCUGAUCAAUACUCACUACAAACAGCAAGCACAGUCAGAGAUAGACCCUAGAUUGCUCCGAACAACGAAGCAAAGUACAAAAGUGAUGCAAGACUUCUUAGGAUCAGUUCGCCGAUCACUCUUCUUUCGAGACUCAGAUGGUGAAGGCGGACUCGGGAGUCUCAGUGAGAAGAUCGCUUCUUGCAUUCGGAAAUCUAGGGUUGGGCUCCCCAGACCGUCUCCCCCUGCUUUGCCGCCGAUCGUCAAAGAAACGGCGCCUCAGAUCCGAUGGCGGAAAGGAGAAUUGAUCGGCUGUGGGGCAUUCGGUCGAGUGUAUAUGGGAAUGAAUCUCGAUUCUGGAGAGCUUCUCGCGGUGAAGCAGGUUUUGGUCGCUGCGAACAAUGCUACCAAGGAUAAGGCGCAAGCUCAUAUUCGGGAGCUCGAGGAAGAAGUGAAGCUUCUUAAAAACCUCACUCAUCCAAACAUUGUUAGAUAUUUGGGAACUGCUAGGGAGGAGGACACCUUAAAUAUUCUUCUGGAAUUUGUUCCUGGGGGAUCCAUCUCAUCACUUCUUGGGAAGUUUGGAUCUUUUCCUGAGUCUGUUAUUAGAAUGUACACAAAGCAACUGCUACUGGGGCUGGAGUAUCUCCAUAAGAAUGGAAUUAUGCAUAGAGACAUCAAGGGGGCAAAUAUCCUUGUUGAUAAUAAAGGAUGCAUUAAGCUUGCUGAUUUUGGAGCAUCCAAGAAGGUUGUGGAGCUGGCUACAAUAUCAGGUGCUAAGUCAAUGAAGGGUACUCCAUAUUGGAUGGCUCCAGAGGUCAUUCUUCAGACUGGGCAUAGCUUCUCGGCUGAUAUAUGGAGUGUUGGAUGCACUGUUAUUGAAAUGGCAACUGGAAAACCUCCUUGGAGCCAGCAGUACCAGGAGGUUGCUGCUCUCUUCCACAUUGGUACAACAAAAUCUCAUCCACCCAUACCUGAGCAUCUCUCACCAGAGGCAAAGGACUUUCUGUUGAAAUGUUUGCAGAAGGAACCAAACUUGAGGCCAUCUACAUCUGAAUUGCUUCAGCAUCCAUUUGUUACUGGUGAACAUCAUGAAGCUCAUACAAUAUUUCGAACUUCUGUAAUGCAGGAAAAUUCUCCUGCCAGUGGAUCAAAUCUGAAAAACUCUAUUAGCCCUUCUAUCAGACCUAGGACAACUUGCAGUAGUCUGAGGGAUGAUGACAUGUGUCAGAUAGAUGAAAAGUUCACAGAAAGUGGACCUGUCUGGGGAAUGGGCUCUGGUGAUGAUGACAUGUGUCAGAUAGAUGAUGGAGAUGAUUUUCUCAUGGCUGGAUCAGUAAAAUUUAAUUCAGGUUUAGUGACAGAUGACUUUAAUAAGAGCUUUAACCCUAUGUGCGAGCCAACUGAUAAUUGGACAUGCAAGUUUGGUGAAAGCCCAGAACCGGAACAAAGUGAAAUGAAGCUGGGUUCUGGGAAUCUAGUUAGUGGAACUGCAAGCAGCCCUAGAGCGUCUCAAAAGGAUGAGAAUGACUUCACGUUUCCAUGUGGGCCAUCAGUGUAUGAAGAUGAUGAUGAAGUUACUGAGUCUAAAAUUAGAGCAUUCUUGGAUGAGAAGGCUCUAGAUCUGAAGAAGCUGCAAACAGAGUUAGAACAUAACACCUGGAAUGACUCUUGUCCUCCGUUCGGUGCUGGUAAUGUACAUGAUGAAAAUGUUCCAAAUCAUCCAGUGUUGCCUCCUAAAAUUAGGUCACCAUGCCGGGUUCCAAGUGGAUCACAAUCCCCAGUAGCUGAUGCUACAAAUACUGCAAGUCCUGGGAGUUCUGGCAGACGUGUUUCAAAUAUUGGUGGUGUGAAGGAUCAAAGUUUACGGGAAAUUCCAUCGCCUCAGCUUAAUGAAUUGAAAGGUCUCAUUUUUGAUGCUCAGCAAGAACCAACAAGUAUAAGUGUCAGUUGUUCAGAGAGACAAAGGAAGUGGAAAGAAGAGCUAGACCAAGAGCUUGAAAGAAAACGGGAAAUGAUGCGCCAAGCAGGUGUUGGUGGGAAGACAUCAUCUCCAAAAGAUCGAGUUCUACAUAGGCAAAGAUCGAGGUUUGCUUCCCCAAGCAAAUAAAUGUAUGUAUUUGUAUCUACGACUUCGUUACAGAGAAGUUUGUUUUCCUACGAGAGAAUUAAUGUAUGUAGUUCUAUUUUUGGUGAUAUGGUCUAAUAAUAAAAAUGACAGUUGAGCCAUUCUCUAUAUGAAUAUCACCAGGGAAGGCAACCGCACACCCCACUGUGUUUAGUUUCUUGUGGAAUAGCCUGAGAAGCCAAUUAAUACCCUUGUAUGCUUUUUUUUUUUUAAGCUUGUAUGUUAUUCAGAUAUCCUCUUUUUUUUAUGGAUAGUAUGUUAUUGAGAUAUCAAACACGUUAAAUGUCGUAGUUGAAGUAACGUGUUUGAUUAUCUGGGUCCGGUAUAUGUAUAAACUAUGCUGUUGAAUAUAGAUGAGUUUACUUCGCAGAA
Nelumbo nucifera (sacred lotus) is the source of this 2580-nucleotide messenger RNA. It is a transcript of the gene NP3, whose product is annotated as NPK1-related protein kinase 3. Gene Ontology annotation, molecular function: MAP kinase kinase kinase activity; ATP binding. Gene Ontology annotation, cellular component: cytoplasm. Gene Ontology annotation, biological process: protein phosphorylation; MAPK cascade. The record is from RefSeq and is a predicted model, not a curated record. Lineage: Eukaryota; Viridiplantae; Streptophyta; Magnoliopsida; Proteales; Nelumbonaceae.